Saccostrea echinata is the source of this 2297-nucleotide messenger RNA. Its product is annotated as major facilitator superfamily domain-containing protein 6-like. The record is from RefSeq and is a predicted model, not a curated record. Bases 141 to 1976 code for a protein of 611 amino acids. Lineage: Eukaryota; Metazoa; Mollusca; Bivalvia; Ostreida; Ostreidae. Gene Ontology annotation, cellular component: membrane. The transcript is spliced from 2 exons.
UGGCAACAUGUUGCAAUCUUACUCUUGUCAAAAAAGCUAGCCUAGUUUACUGUUUUGUGGAAAUGUCUAUUUUUGAAUGACCUGAACAGCCAAAAAUUUUGAUGUGAAAUAGAAAGACCAUUCCAGAACCAAAUAACAACAUGCCAGUUGAAAUUACUGAACCAGUUAACCUUACACGAUCCCUCUUCCUCUGCAACCUAUUCAGCUUCUUCUUUUCAGCCAGCAAAUCAUGUCUUCUUCCAUUUCUAACAAUAUAUCUAAGAAUUUUGGGACUAACAGCAACACAAACAGGAUUUAUAAUUGGAGCAAAAACAUUUUCGACCUUCAUAUUUGCUCCUCUGUGGUCAAAAUGUGCAAUUCAGUUUCACAGAAGAAGAUUAGUUUUGAUGAUAGCCUUGUUCAUGAUGGCUGUUACGUACUUACCUCUAACAUUGCUUACAAACAUUAGUCCAUCAGUGAAGAGUUGUGACUCACAAUCAACUCAAAAAAAUUCGCAACCAUUGCCAACAACAGAAUCGCCUAUUCAUAUUAACAGCACACAUAGCUUGGCAGUGACACACAAUUUAAUGCCAAAGAAUUCUACAAUCAGUCCUUCAUUCCCAUAUACUACGGUCUCUCCAGCAACAGUGAGUAGUACUGUUGUAGGAACUGUUCCAACUAAAGAGAAGAAGAAUGAUGAGGAUGAAGUUCUUAACCAGGUCAAGGACAUUUUAGUGGGCAUUGGUAUGAAUAAGGAUAAGGUGAAGGUCCUCACAGCAGAUGACAUUUUUAAACAAUAUCUAAAGUUAGCAGAGGAUAAAGAGGCUGUAGAUUCACUGAAGAAAUAUCUUUCUGAAGAUGAAAAAGCUGUGAUGAGAGAUUUUUUGAGCAGAUACGGUGUGUCAGUCCGACGGAGAAGAGAAAUAUCCUGGGAAAAUAUGAGGGACGCAGUUCAUGAAAAGCUAGAACAAGCCAAGCAAAAUCUCUUCAUUGUUGUGCUAGUGAUACUCAUUGUUGGUGAAGCUUUCUGUUCACCUGUUGAAAAAAUUGCAGAUGACUCAUGGUUUGAAUUUUUAGAGCAAAUUGAUGACAUGGAAAAGUAUGGAAAGCACAGAAUAUGGAGCUCCUUAGCAAACAUGUUCUUCCCUGUCAUUGUGACUUUAGUGGUUGACAACACUACAUGCCUCUUUGAUUUAAAAGUUUACCCAUUCAUGUUUCAUUUUUAUGCAUUUGGAGCUCUCCUUGGGAUCACAUUUCUGAUAAGUUUUCUAUACCCUGUUCCAAGUGCCCCUAAAUCUAAGUACAAGAGUAAGUUAGGAACAGCAUUGAGAAAAGUUUGCUGCACAUGUGGAGGCCUACUAUACAUGCUGACCUUAGUCAUCAUGGGUUUUAUUUUUGCAUCCCAUAGCAACUUCCUUUUUUGGUUGAUUCAGGACUUGAAAGGGAAAGAAAUCACCAUGGGUUUAUGCAUACUGGUUGCAAGUCUAUCUGAAUUGGUGGUUCUGGUUUUUAGUUCACGAUUGGUCAAGGUAUUAGGUAAUGGUGGAAUGAUCAGCAUUUCAUUAUUGUGCCUUGCUGGUCGUCUGCUUUAUUAUUCAUACCUGUGGACCCCUUGGGCUGUCCUUCCUGUUGAAAUUUUCCAUGCAGUGACCCACACCAUGAUGUGGUUUGUUGUGCUGAGCAACAAAGCUUUCCGAGUUAGCCCUACAAUAGACAGAGCAAUCAGGUCCGUUUUGUCUUCUGCUUAUUUUGGUGUUGGUUUUGGAGUUGGGAGCUUGGUGUCUGGUGUCAUGUAUGAUCAGUAUGGCAUUCGUAUAUUGUUUCGAGCACUUUCUAUUCUGUCUGUUGGCUGGUGUCCUGUGUUCUUCCUCCUACAGAAAUGUUGUCAUCCUAAACAAGACAAUGAGAUUAAAUACACCCGACUGCUUCAGUCAGAUGACCAUUCUGAUGAUGAUGUGGAGGAUGACUGGUUGGAGCAUGCCCUGAAGGACAGAUAGAAAGUAGAUGUCUGGUUGAAGCAUGCCCUCAAGGACAGAUAGAAAGUAGAUGUAUGGUUGAAGCAUGCCCUCAAGGACAGAUAGAAAGUAGAUGUAUGGUUGGAGCAUGUUCUCAAGGACAGAUAGAAGCAUUCCUCUAGAAUCUCACAUAUUCCCUGCAUAGAUGCAUUUGAGUUACAUAUUUAUAUAUAAAACUUAAUGUUCUUGUAAAUAGAGGGUUUUUAAAUGUAUUUGAAUAAGAAGAUUAUUAUUUUGUAUGAACCUACUUCCAAUAAUGUAAACUAUAUGUAAUGUAAUGUAAUGUAAACUAUAAAAAUCCAA